CAGUCGCAACACACAACAUACAACACUGCAGUUGCCUUUCACCAGCAUCCGAUGCUGUGUUGCAUUCUCGCUCCUUCCACAUCCCCCAACAUCUCCCAAUAGUACGACACUUUUACAAAUACGCUAUUUCAAUUAAAAACCCAGCAAUAAAUCUGCUCAUUUAUCACUCUGGGGUGCUACAACAAAAUUCCUUACAAAUAUGAAAAUACUGGGGUGAACUACUACUUUAUUCUAGCAGGCUCCCGCCGAGUCCUGUUAUCAACCAGUCCAACUCCAUUAUGCUAGUGUAAUGUCAUAUCAAGUGAUUUUUAAUAAUUAUUUAAUGAAGAAGGACUUAAUCAUUGAGUAAGUUAAGGAUCCACGUGCGGCUCUUGGGCGUUGGUUCAUCUCCUUCGAGACGAACUGAAGACGUAAGUUGUGAAAUGAGUGUCAAGUGAACUUGAAUAGAUAAAAACAAAGUGAUACACUGCUGCAUAAAGAAUUGUCGUGUGAUUGGUGGAGCACCAUGGGCAGGGAUCCAGGAUUGAUGUUCACCACCAAGGGAUGCCACCUCCUGGCUAUUUGGCUGCUUGCCACCUGUGUCGCGAGUAAUAAUGUAAACGAACCGCCGAUUUUCGAGCCAGGGGGAUUUCCACUUGGUUUACCUCUCAACGAAUCAACGGAGGUGGGCACUGAGAUAUUUACCCUUAAGGGCCACGAUCCGGAAGGUUCACCAGUCAAAUAUGGAAUCCAGUCGACUGACAAGUUAACUGUUGACCCUAGCAGUGGCGUCAUCACUCUCGCGAAACCCCUGGAUCGUGAAGAAAAUGACACGGUAAGGUUUCUGGUAAGCCUUGAGGAUAAAGUGACAGAGGGUCAACAACCGAAUAUCGUCGGUGUGGAUGCCUAUGUCAUUCUGCUGGACGUCAAUGAUAACCCACCGAAAUUCUCUGGGACUCCGUACGAAGCAAUGGCUGAUGAAGAUACUCAGAUCGGUACAACAAUACUCCCUGGUAUACGUGUCACUGAUCCAGAUUUCAUUGGAGAAAACAUUGAAGUGUCAUGUGUAUCACAACCGCAGUUUCCCGAUGCCUGUGCCAAGUUUGGUAUUGUCGACGUAGAGAAGAGUCAGAAUACAUACGUGGGUGCACUGGUGCUACGUCAGCCACUUGACUAUAAGCAGAGACCCUUCUACCAAUUGCUACUGCGGGCAAGCGAUGGCGUUAACGUAGAGACCACUGGGGUGGAAAUUAAAGUAGCUGAUAUACAGAACAGUCCUCCCGAGUUUUUGGAUUCGCUCAAUGGAAUUGUUAAAGAGAAUGACCAAAUUGGUACAUUGGUUAUGACUGUCAAGGCGAGGGAUGGAGAUAGGGGUAUGCCGAGACAAAUUCUCUACGAGUUGGAAAGCAAUCCUUUUGAUUACUUCCUCCUCGAUCAACACUCUGGGGAACUUAGGACGGCCAAACCCUUGGAUCGAGAAGCCUUGAAAGAUUCAACUGGAGUAUUGACAUUGAAGAUAAAAGCCCGAGAAGUAGUGAAUGGUAUAUAUGGUAAUGAUGACUCGACAGUUUCAACGGCAAAUGCAACAGUAACGAUAAAAGACGUAAAUGAUGAGUCGCCGACAUUUAAUAAACGAGAGUACAGUAUAGAGAUACCUGAGAACGUACCUGACGGCACGCUUUUACCUCAUCUAGACAUGACCGUCAGAGAUCCAGACGUAGGGUUGAAUUCAAAAUUUUCUCUACGUCUGGAGGACAUAACCGGUGCAUUCAGUGUUGAACCAGUGACAGCUACUGGCAGUACAUCAGUAAACAUUCGUGUGGUAAAUGGCUCACUCGAUUACGAAAAUCCAAACCAACAAAAAUUUAUAAUUCUCGUGAUUGCGGAGGAAUUACACACUGAGCCAAAGUUAUCAUCAACAGCAACUGUUACAGUGACAAUAACCGAUGCUAAUGACAAUGCGCCCUCUUUCAAUUCGCCAACAUAUGCGGCUGUCGUAUCUGAAAGUUCAGCCCCAGGUACUCCAGUUGCAACAAUCAGAGCCAAAGAUCGUGAUAGCGGUGAAUUAGGUACGGCGGGAAUAAUUUACCAAUUGCUUGGUCAAGGCGCUGAGCAUUUUGCCGUUGACAAGCGCAAUGGUAGUAUAACAGUAGCGGGAUGUCCCUCUCCGGGCACCUCUCCAUGCCUAGAUUUUGAGGAGCAAAACGAGUACUUCUUGAACUACAAAGCAAUCGACGACAAUGGCAAUGGACAAACAACAACAGUUUCGCUAAGGGUUUCACUGGCAGAUGCCAAUGACAGUCCCCCCAAAUUUCUUCAAGAUAAAUAUCGGGCUGUUAUCGAUGAGGGAGCAGAGAAGUUCGAACCAGAACUCAAAGUACAGGCGCGAGAUCGUGAUAAAACUUCCAAGAUAACUUACUCGAUAAUUGAUGGCAACGAAAUGGGUUUCUUCGAAAUUAAUCCGAGCACUGGGGAAAUUAGCAUUGCUAAUAACGGGCCCAUUGAUCUUACAAAUUCGACGCAUGAGUGGAUUUCAUUAAUUGUUGGUGCAACAGACGGCUUGUUCUCUGACACAGCCAUGGUCAAUGUCACCGUGCGAGACGUGAAUAAUAACGAUCCUAUAUUUCCGCAUGACGUUUAUACAGCGAGUGUACCGGAAACAGCGCCCACUGGCACUCUCAUUGAGGAGAUUUAUGCAACUGAUGCUGACAGCGGUAUAAAUGCCGAGUUGAAGUAUAGAAUUCAGAAAGGCGCCUUCGAUGAUUUUGUCAUCAAUGAAACAACGGGAAUUGUGUCGGUUUCGGGUAAACUCGAUUACGAUACAAGAAAUGCUUAUCACAUUGAAGUUAUUGCUCUUGAUGGGGGUACUCCGAGUCUUACUGGAACAGCAACGUUGAUGAUUAAAAUUGAAAAUACUAAUAAUAAGGCACCCUAUUUCACUCCCAAUACUCAGCGGGCAGAAAUAACUGGUGAUUCGCCCGUUGGAACAGUCUUCACAUCGGUGAAGGCCGUUGAUCCUGAUAGUACAAGUCAGGAUGCUUUAAAAUUUUCCAUAACUGAACCAAUAACAGCUAUCGACAAGAAUGGACAGUUGGUAACGGGCAACACAACUGCAUUCAAAGAUUUUUUUGCCAUCGACCCGAAAACUGGCCAAGUGUCAGUGGUGCGCGCUUUGGACAGAGAAAUUGCUGCAACCGUCAGUCUCAAUGUCAUAGUCACUGAUACAUCAGCAUCUGUUGUCCAACAAGGUGCUGGAACCCUCGUUGUUACUAUUAUUGAUGUCAAUCGCCUUCCACCUGAAUUUUUAAAACCAUGGACAAAAGACAAUCCACAGUAUAUGAUUGAAAUGCAGGAGGAACAGCCAACUGGAGCAAUCGUUGGGGCAUUCACAGCCACAGAUGUUGAUAGCAAUAUUUCGGAAUAUACCAUAAAUCCCCCCAGUUCGUACUUCAAUAUUGACAAUGUGACGGGAAUUGUAAGAACAAGUCAAAUAAUUGAUUAUGAGGAGAGUAAGCAGCUCGAGUUUAUAGUAGUAGCUUAUGAUUCUGGAGUUCCUCAACUAUCUUCAACAGCCAAAAUUAUUGUCAACAUUAUUAAUGUCAACGAUCAGGAUCCAAAAUUCCAGCAAGAAUCAUACAAUGUCACUGUCAGAGAAAAUUCCCCAGCAGGAACUCAUGUGACCAUCGUUAAAGCUACUGAUAGUGAUGAAGGAGUUUUCGGUGAAAUUAGUUACAGCUUGAUUGGAGAGCAUGCUUCUGAUUUUAAUAUUGGACAUGAAACUGGUGAGAUCACCGUUGGGGCUGCUACUGUUCUUGAUCGAGAAGAAACAGGUGAAAUAACAGUGACGGUUAUGGCGAGCGAUGGAGGGCCAAUUAAGUCGAGAAGAUCGACUACAGUUCCUGUUGUUAUUCAUCUCGAGGACGUGAACGAUAAUAAACCUGUAUUCACUCAACACAGCUAUCGAGCUUCAGUUGCUGAAAAUCUGUCCAUUAAUCCUCCAGCUACUAUUCUCCAGGUGCGUGCUGAAGACGACGAUGACGAUGUGAAUGGAAAAGUAUCGUAUACAAUAGUGAGUGGAAAUGAAGACGGGGCUUUUAGUCUCAAUGAAGAAACAGGUUUUCUCUAUCCGGCAAUGAGUUUAGCUGGUCGUGCUGGAACUUACAGGAUCCAAGUGGAAGCAAGAGAUGGCCAGGGGGGCAAAGGCCCACACUCAGAUAAAGCUUAUGUAGAUAUCCGGGUAAUUGCUGUUAAUCAACAUAAACCUGAAUUUGUUAUGCCUGAACUUCCAAAUGCAACAGUCCAAGUGCCCGAAAAUGCGGGUAUACCAAACUACUUGGUGAUGAGAGUGAGAGCAACGGAUGAAGAUCCCGGUGAGAACGGAAGGAUCAGUUAUUUUGUCAAAGUUGGUAAUCGUAAUGUACCCGAAACUGAUGAGUUUAUGAUUGACCAAGAGAGUGGUGAACUACGAGCGAAAAUUAUCCUCGAUAGAGAAGUGAAGAGCAAGUUUGAGUUAGUUUUAGUUGCCACAGAUCAUGGUAAUCCAACCAAUUAUGAAACUCUACGGCUUUUAACAAUUGUACUUGUUGAUACUAAUGACAAUAUUCCCGAGUUUUAUGAAGAAUACAGCUUCCAUGUAGCUGAAAAUCGCCCUAAAGAUUCCGUGGUUGGCAGAGUCGCGGCUGAGGAUAAAGACGAGGGGAGACAUGCCCGAGUGUACUAUUAUAUUGCCGGAGGCAAUGAUAAUACUUCAUUUUACAUUGACAAAUCGGAUGGAACAAUUUACACAAACAAAUCAUUCGAUAGAGAAACACGUGAUAAUUAUGUAUUAUCUAUUGUUGCGGCUAAUGAUCCAGAUCUUUAUAUUGCUCCAUCAGAGCCUGGAAAGUCGUUGACAUUUAAUCCUGAGCAUGGAUACGUUAACGUUACAAUAUCCAUUCUCGAUGAAAAUGAUAGUCCACCGGUUUUUGAGAGGAGUGAUUACUACACGGGAAUCAAUUCCAUGGCCAACGUCAAUGAUAUCGUGGCAAAGGUAACAGCUUAUGAUCAGGAUGUUGGUGAAAAUGGCACUUUACAUUAUUACGUUGCAUCGGCCAAUCUUUACAAAUACGGAUCGGAUAAGCCCAGUGGAUCGAUUGUACCGAGUCCCUUCAAUGUCUCUCAAGAUGGCAAACUUCGAACCAGUGGUUAUAUGGCUGAAUAUAAUCAGGACAGAUUUAUUGUUGAGAUUGUAGCGAAAGAGACAGCUUCUCCGGAACGAUUCGCCAUGGCGAGAGUUCACGUAUGGGUUUUUGAACCUUCUCAAUUAAUUCGGGUUAUUCUCUCUCGCCCCCCUGAUGAGGUUCACAGACAGAGAGAUGAGAUUGUUGCCGAAUUAUCAAAUGCAACUCAAAGUAGAGUUGUUGUUGAUGAGAUACGCUAUCAUGUUGAUUCUGCUGGAAAAAUCCGUCGGGAAUGGUGUGACAUGUAUUUACAUGUUGUUGACCCCAAAAAUCAAAAUAUCACACCAGUUCCCCAGGUUCUCCGAGCAAUUGAUGCCAAAUAUGAUAUACUCAAAGAUUAUUAUAUCGGUUUUGCUAUUGAAAAUGUUGUUCCCGCUUUUGCUGGGCGGCAGGAGGCACCCUUUGAUCCUGCUCUCGCUGCUCUCAUAGCCCUCCUUGUCGUUUUAUUAGUUGGAGCUGUCACUGUUACCGUUGUAUGCUGUUGUCUCAGACAUUGGGUCAUUACUGUUCCCAGCGAUAUUAGAAAAAAAGAUGGCCUCAUAAAGAAACAAAUAAUUGACGAAUUGAACACUACUGAGAAUCCUCUCUGGAUUGAACAAAAAUUGAAACUCUAUGAGGAACAGGAAUUGACGAUGCAAGUUUUCAGUGAACCUGAGGGGGCACUGGUCAGUGAGAGAAGAGGGAGUGGAGUUAGUGUUGGUAUGGAUACAUCGCAAGAUAACACCUAUGCUACUAUUCAACAUCCCGCCCCGGCUAAUAGGCAUCGGCCAACAACCCCGGAUUAUACAACGCUACCUGGAAAUCAUAGCCUAUAUGAGUCUGCUAUGGGUUUUCAGGGAUCAACAUUUCAACCAUCAACCACUGUCGUCCCACAAUUAACACUUGAUCGUGAUGGUCAGCCACAAUUUGUCUCGGGACUCGUAUAAAAGGCCAAAAUUAUUUAAAUGAUCGUUAUCAUCAUCAUCAUCAUCAUCAUCAUCAUCAUCAUCAUCAUCAUCAUCAUCAUCAUCAUCAUCAUCAUCAUCAUUCCAUUUGAUUUGAUUUUUUUUUUCCUGUAGUAAUCAUCAUGGCAUGAUCAUUCUUUGUUACUAUGUUAUCUGCAUGAAUGACUCGAUUAAUCAGUAUUUGGAUUAAUGAGCUUCCAACAAACGGUCAGAAAAUUUAUUAAAUCGCAAGCUCGCACACAACUGGGCCUCGACAAUAACUGGAUCAUAUGAUUUGGUCUAAGAAUGUGCGAGUUGAAAGAAUAGUAGAGCGUUAUUUCCGGUUGCCGAGUAGUUAAGAUAAGACUAUUUCUCUGAAACAGCCCAAUCAUGUAUUACACAUCCCAUAAUCGUCAUUGUCAAAUAAUGUUGUCUAUCUCUUGUCUAAUUGCGCAUAAAAUUCUCAUUGACAUCUUUAAUCAUAAAAUCAUAUAUAUGAAAGACAUAUAUAAGUAUUAGACACUAUUAGAUUAGAAAACUGAUUGGAAAACGAUUAUGUAUUAAUCUAGCUGGUGUGUGCAUGUAUAUAUUUGUGCGUUGCCAAUUUGAGGUACGAUUUUAAUUGAUGAAUGGCUGAAUGAAGAUAAUCCAUAUGGUAGAUAUCAUUAAAUUUGAUUAACUGAGAUGAAUGGUGGUAGGAUUUUUUUGUCGGGCGACCACAGGUAUAUAAGGUAUUAUGUAUAUAAAUGAAUGUGUAGAUGGAUCCGUCCAGUCCAGGUCUUUCCCCUGUUCUGUUUUCUUUCUUUUUCUUUUUUCUUUUCCUUUCCCCACUAACGUAUUUACUUUUAUUCUGUACGUUUAUACUGCCAAUUUUGUGGUCAUCCCACACAUGUUAAGUCACUAGCUUAAAUACACUUAAUUACUCGUAAUUAUAGUUGUAAAAGUUUAUCAGUGAAAUAUGAUUAAUAGGUCAUGAUUAAUGAUAUCAUGGUUGGUCCAUAACUUAGAAUAUUUAAUUUGUUAAAAUUGUGGAGACGUUUUUGGAUCUGUGAUUUGGUGAUAGUUGGCUGCGGCAUUGAUUAUGAAUUUUUUCGUAAAUUCAUUAACUAAUGUUUUUGUUAAUGGAUUGGAUCCAGGAGGCUGUGGGCGGACAUAAUCAUAUCCAUAGGUGAAUCAAAAAAAUAAAAAAAAAAUAAUAAAUGAUUUUAAAAAGUGAAAAAAAAAAAAAGUAUAGGUAAAUUGAACGGUGACGUCGAUUCGCAACGAAUCCUGAUUCCAUCCGUCGAUUGAAUUCCGAACUAAUUGAUUAUUAUAUUGAAUUUGAGCAGACUGGCCAGCAAUGUUUUGUACAACUUGAAAAA
Molecule: messenger RNA, 7482 nt
Organism: Fopius arisanus
Lineage: Eukaryota; Metazoa; Arthropoda; Insecta; Hymenoptera; Braconidae
Gene: Cad87A
Product: cadherin-87A
Exons: 6
Coding region: 506-6124 (1872 amino acids)
Biological process (GO): homophilic cell-cell adhesion
Cellular component (GO): catenin complex; plasma membrane
Molecular function (GO): cadherin binding; calcium ion binding
Source: RefSeq, a predicted model, not a curated record